CUGGAGGCAGCUCAUGCCUGGAUCUCCAUCCCCUUCUGUGCCAUGUACCUCAUAGCCCUCUUCGGGAACCUCCUUAUCCUAUAUGUCGUGAAGAUGGAGCCAAGCCUCCAUGAGCCCAUGUACUAUUUCCUCUGCAUGUUGGCCAUUGCCGACCUGGUCCUCUGCACGUCCCUCCUGCCCAAAUCGCUGAGCAUCUUCUGGUUCAAUUCCAGGGAGAUCAAUUUCAGUGCCUGCCUCACCCAGAUGUACUUUAUUCAUGGCUUCUUCAUGACCGAGUCUGGGAUCUUUGUGGCCAUGGCGUUUGAUCGCUACAUCGCCAUCUGCAAUCCGCUCAGACAUGCUACCAUCCUGACAAACCGUUUAGUGGCCAUGAUCAGCCUGGCUGUCUUGCUCCGUGGCUGCAUAAUUGUCCUGCCCUAUAUCCUACUGGCGAGUCAGCGACCUUAUUGCAGAACCAACUUCGUCCCCAACACGCACUGCGAGCACAUGGCCGUGGUGAAGCUGGCCUGCGCCGACAUCCGCGUCAGUAGCUACUACGCGCUCUUUGUGGUAUUUGGUGUGACUGGUCUGGAUGUGGUUUUUAUUACCGUGUCCUACACCCGGAUCCUCAGGGCCAUUUUACGUCUCCCCACAAAGGCCGCCCGGCUCAAGACUUUUGGGACAUGUGGUUCCCACCUCUGCGCUAUCUUAGCCUUUUACAUCCCACGACUCUUCUCCUUCCUCACACAUCAGUUCGGCCAGAAUGUGCCCCUGCAUGUCCAUGUUCUCAUUUCUAACAUGUACCUCGUCGUGCCCCCCCUACUAAACCCCAUCAUCUACGGGGUGAGCAUCAAACAAAUCAGGAGCCAUCUGUUUCGGCUUUUUAUUAAGGACAUGCCUUAA
Messenger RNA from Pelodiscus sinensis (Chinese soft-shelled turtle), 882 nucleotides. Its product is annotated as olfactory receptor 52E2-like. Gene Ontology annotation, cellular component: plasma membrane. The record is from RefSeq and is a predicted model, not a curated record. Lineage: Eukaryota; Metazoa; Chordata; Testudines; Trionychidae. Gene Ontology annotation, biological process: G protein-coupled receptor signaling pathway. Gene Ontology annotation, molecular function: olfactory receptor activity; G protein-coupled receptor activity.